GUUUACCUUCUCCAGAGAUAUGCGCCCUCUAUAAAAGAGAGGUCUCGCCCACUCCCCCCGGAUAUAUGUUCUUGUGUGUUACUGUAGUCUUACCAUCUUUACUAUAGCCACCUUCAUCUGUCACUUAAACGACCAUCAGCGGUAAAGAGCCGAAGUGAGAAUGGCGGACGUCGAGCAGAACGUUAGCGACCUGGCCAAAGAGUCGAAGCAAAAAGAUGCCAAGAGCCUUCUUCCCCCCAUCCCUCUGAUUAUUCUCGCGCCCGUCCUGGUUCUCGUGGCUCUCAUUGCCGUGGCCGUUCCGAGCUCCGUCGUCCUGAACAAAGCCAGUGAAGACACUACUGACCUUUUGGCUGGAGAGUAUUUAAGGGCGCUGUUAGCCAAUGUUAAAGUACAGGCGGAGGCGCCCGCCAGAAACCUAGUGCCCCUCGUCAACAGCCUGUUGAAGAAUCCCGCCACGUCCGAAACAUUCAAUAGUAAUUUCACGGCCAAGUCCUUAACCACUGGGUCGAUCAUCCCCACCAUUCUCUCCUUGGGGGAGACAUACGAGAUGUCUACCCUCACCUGCUAUUCGGCCCAUUGGAAGUCCGGAUAUGAUGCAAAUACCCCCCUCGUCAACGACUGCUAUGACUGGAUGUCCAUGGUGGACUACGGUGUGCUGCAAUACACCAUCUACACCGGGAUAUCGUUCCUAGGUGUGACCGAGCCAGGAAAAGCCGAGGGAACGCGCCCAGCCUAUCCGGGGUGCGCCGCAGGAACGUACAUGAAUCAGACCGGAUACUUUUACUUGAACUCCACCUCUGGAUAUCCCUCGGCGCUACAGUACAAACCGCUUAUCGGUGUUCCGAAAGCCGAUCCCUUCACCUACAACAUCGAGCCAAAGAUGUUGUCAGAUUGUAUGAUGAUUUUGGGGAAGGAGCCUCCAACGCCUGCGAUCCCCGAAUUCUCCAUUGCUCGGCUGCAAAACGGCUGGAAGCUUGGUGUUGUGGGCUCAAGGCACUACGCCGCUGGCGCGACUAGACCCGACUACUCAUGUGUCGCGGGUUUCCGCAUUGACGAUGUGUGGAACGAUUUACUUCGCGCAUUGAAACCCCCUGUAGCCAACAGCGUGGUGGCCUUGUUCUUCCAGGACGCCAACUUCACCAUCGCAGCCAGCAGUAACAUGAUCGUUGAUGAGUCGCAAAUAGGCGGCGUCAUCCUUUUUGCCGAGGCGAAACCCGACGCCUUCACGAUUUCCAUUCAGGGUUCGUUGAAAAGUCGAUACGGUGACGGGGCGGCCGCUCUGGCCGCAAUCGGAGAUGGGACGUCGUACAAUACCAAAAUCGAUGGCACAGAAUGGAUCAUCAACACGGCUGUAGUUGAGAUGAGCACGAGAGACCAAGAUCGAUUCUUGGUCGUCGCCGCUGUUCCUCACAGUGAGAUUUACGGAGUCAUUGACAGCGCCCGCAAGCGCAGUUUGGGAAUGAGCAUUGGAAUCGGUGUGGGCGUGGCGGCGCUCAUUGCUACUGUUUUCGUCUUCGUCACGUUGCCUUUGUCGCGCCUAGCAGCUCAGAUGGCGCAGCUCACCAAAUUGGACUUUGGCACACUCGAGUCAUCGGGCGCUCUGGAACGGAGGAGCAUCAUUUGGGAGCUUCGCAAGGUUCAGACGACCUUCGCCACCAUGGUCCGCGCGUUUGCGGGGGCCAUCAAGAAGAACAAACAAAUGGCUGGCGGAGGAGCCUUCAGCGGCACAACUUCGGUCACUCCCAAAACAAAUACCAGCAGCAAGCUAGGAUCUAGCAGUUUGGCCCUGGGACGGAAGUAGUUUGAGAAUCUACAGCGAAGGGAGGCAGACGUAUCAUGAUUUUCUUGAAGUGGUCCAACGCUAGCCAUAUCAACUCUGUGCAAAAGUUGCAAACAUCAUUGCCGUUUUCUGUGAAUAGUGUGAUGUAUUCCAAGACGCCAAUCGGCCGGAGGAUG
Messenger RNA from Fimicolochytrium jonesii, 1956 nucleotides. RefSeq lists its product as uncharacterized. The coding region runs from base 161 to 1801 and encodes 546 amino acids. The transcript is spliced from 13 exons. The record is from RefSeq and is a predicted model, not a curated record. NCBI's taxonomy places the organism in Eukaryota, Fungi, Chytridiomycota, Chytridiomycetes, Spizellomycetales, Powellomycetaceae.